CUGUGUUUCUUUGAAGAAAUUCUCUUUUGACAGUUGAAACGUAAACAAUGUUAUAAAACCAAUUUGUUAAUUUCUAUUAUUAAAUUACAUUUUUCUUAUUAAACUAUAGAUAAAAUGUACACCAUAGCCUUCCACGAAGAUGUGGAGCAGAAUGUGACACAAAGAAGGCAGUUACGCGAUGCAACAAACCCGCUUGAGUUGCCCCAAGCUUUAUUUCAGAAAUAUCAUAGGGUAAACAAAGCAGCUUUUCGGUACUUGCUGGAUGUACUAACAGCGCAUACCCUGCCAGCAAAAAAGCCAUUUGCUGUUUCUCCGCUGAUAAAACUGGACGCAACUUUGCGCUUCUUUGCAGAAAGAAUACGACGUUUCUCUUGCUCAAUGCAGCCUCAGCAAAGUGGUUGGCGGAGUUAUAAAUAUUUUUGAAACUAAUCUUUGCACAAAAUGGAUCCGCUUUUGCAGAACGGCGGAAGAAAA
This is a messenger RNA of Rhagoletis zephyria (snowberry fruit fly), 474 nucleotides long. RefSeq lists its product as uncharacterized. Lineage: Eukaryota; Metazoa; Arthropoda; Insecta; Diptera; Tephritidae. The record is from RefSeq and is a predicted model, not a curated record.